ACAGAGUUCCAACAGUUCUAGAGUGUCUUUCGUGGAAUACAGAUGAGUAUAAUACUAGCAUACGCGAUUCACAUUUCUUAAUACCGUUUCUUAAUAAUUAAUUAUCUUAAUUAAUUAAUUUUUUAUGUGCUAUUAUUUCACGUUUAAAUACUGUAUGUAAAUGUAAUUAAAUUAAUGUAAUUAUCGAAAAUGAGUCAAGCUAAGAAGCGUACUAGUUUGCAAAAAAGAAGUGCACUGUCAUUCGCUGAUGCGGACGGCACGCUCGACAUUGAUCACGUUUUACAAACCGACGUCUUGAAAGAUGUCGAAAAAUUUGAAGAAACUAUCGCUGGUCAGGUACAAAAUGUAUUGAACGAAUUUCGUGAUAAGCUAGCUCAAACACCAGCAAAUCCGAGCAAAAAAAAACAAAAAACAGAUAAAACCACUGCCGAAAAAAUUCCGAAGCAACCUACAAAAAAACUUGCUGCAAAAUCUGUGACAAAAAAUUCAACAAAAAAUUUACCAGGAACUUCAUCAGCCUCGUCAACUUCAUCAAUUUCGACGAAUAAACAAGAUAAUAUAUCUAAAACUAAGAAAGAAAAAGAAAAAGACGUAUCGAUAAAGCAAAACAUUCCUAAAACAACGAAAAAUCUUACUCUACAAUCCCAACAUGAUACCGAUAAUACGAAGGAAACAGCUAAGAAAUCUUCAAAACCCAAAGACAAAGACAAUACCGUUAAGAAAUCGUUAAGAACGAAACCGUUAAGAACAAAAAAAAAAGAAAACGUGCAAAAUAUAGAAAAUAUAAGUUGUUCAACAAAUAUAACCAAUAAAGUAUCAAUAAAUACACAUAAAAAAGAAUCUUCUAAAGAGCCGGCGACAAAAAAAGAAUUAAGCAAGAAAAAUAUGAAACAAAUGACAGAAGACAAUACCGUUAAUAAAUCAGUCGGAACAAUAACAGAAGAAAAUAUGCAAAGUGUAACAAAUAUAAAUUGUUUAACAAAUGUAACCAAUAAAGUAUCAACGAGCACACAUAAAGAAAGAUCUCCUAAAGAGACGGCGAAAAAAAAAGAAUUAAACAAGAAAAAUAUGAAACUAAUGAUGGAAGACAAUACCGUGAAUAAAUCAGUCGAAACAAUAAAAAAAGAAAAUAUGCAAAAUGUAACCAAUAAAGUAUUAACGAGCACACCUAAAAAAAGAUCUGCAGAGUCGGCAAAAGAAAAAGAAUUAAGCAAGAAAAAUAUGAAACUAAUGACAGAAGCCGAUACCGUUAACAAAUCAGUUGGAACAAUAAAAAAAGAAAACAUACAAAAUGUAACAAAUAUCAGUUGUUUAACAACUGUUACCAAUAAAGCAUCAACGAGCACAUCUAAAGAAAUAUCUCCUGAAGAGACGGUUGAAUUUGAAUCAGAAAAUGUCAAAGAGAGCAGUAAAAUACUGGAGAAACAUGAAUAUUACAAAAAAUAUGAUAACACAAAAGUGAUCGAUACAGAUGAAAUGAAUUUGACCUUACAGGAAAUAGAAAAAUAUUUCAACAGCAAUGAAGAUCUCGAUGAAUCAAUAAACAAAACAGAAUUUACCAAUAAAUUAAGGGAGUGGAAUAUAAACGUGGAGAAAAUCACACGAAUUAAAGAAAGUUUGCGGUUAGAAAAAGAACAGACCGAUGAAAAAAAACAGUGUAAGAGGAGCAAACAGAUAGCAAAAGCUCUUAAAGAACUUAGUCAGCAUAUGGCAGCCGUCAUGAAGAAGAUACACGCAGUCAACAUAAAAUCUGAAGACAAUGAAUCGGAUUUUAGCGACAACUUAUCAUGUACCUCAUCGUGCACAUCAGACUCAUCAUACUCAUCAACUUCUACUUCAUCAACUUCUACUACUUUAUCGACUUCAACUUCAACUUCUACGACUUCAAUUAGUAUCUCCUUUUCUGAUUCCGACGAUGACUAUUCCGAUCAAUCUAGAAACUUUCGUUAUUUUUGUUCUGUAUACACGGAAGAAGACUUGGAACAGUAUAAUUCAUGUACAGAUUCCUGCUGCUAAUUCAGAUUCAGAAAAAAGAACAAAAAUACGAACAUUAGAAAGGAUUAAAAUGGGUUAAAUUCUGACAAAACUUAAAUUAAUGAUAUAGUUUACAUGAAAGCAUACAAAAUUAAAAUCGCACAAAAAAAUUAACUUUUUAUAAAA
Linepithema humile (Argentine ant) is the source of this 2160-nucleotide messenger RNA. RefSeq lists its product as uncharacterized. The record is from RefSeq and is a predicted model, not a curated record. NCBI's taxonomy places the organism in Eukaryota, Metazoa, Arthropoda, Insecta, Hymenoptera, Formicidae.